AUGAAGAAGGAGUUCGAGAUGACAGACUUAGGUCUGAUGAAAUAUCUUCUUGGCCUAGAAGUGAAGCAAUCGGAGGAAGGGAUUUUUAUAUCCCAAGAGAGGUACGCGCUUGAAAUUUUAAAGAAGUUUAAAAUGGAGGACUGCAACCCAGUUUCAACUCUAAUGGAACAAUGCAUUCAACUCUCAAAGUUUGAUGGAGGAGAACGAGCUGAUGCUGGGAGAUAUCAAAGCUUAGUCGGAAGUCUAAGGUAUCUUACAAGCACGAGACCCAACCUAAUAUUGAGUGUUGGAAUAACAAGCAGAUUAAUGGAGGAUCCAGGCUAUGCACAUUGGAAGACCUUGAAGAGAAUUCUGAGAUAUGUUCGAGGAACUAUUUCACUUGGUAUUUUCUAUUCAAAAUCAGAUGACUACCGAUUAAUGGGUUACUUUGAUAGUGAUUGGUAUGGUGAUAUUGAUAACUGGAAAAGUACUUCGGGUUAUGUAUUCCUACUUAGAAAUACGACUUUAACUUGGUUGUCGAAGCAGCCUAUUGUAACUCUAUCGACCUGCGAGGCAGAGUAUGUGGCGGCCUCUUGGAGAGUGUGUCAUGCAGUCUGA
This is a messenger RNA of Impatiens glandulifera, 597 nucleotides long. RefSeq names its product secreted RxLR effector protein 161-like. The transcript has a single exon. The record is from RefSeq and is a predicted model, not a curated record. NCBI's taxonomy places the organism in Eukaryota, Viridiplantae, Streptophyta, Magnoliopsida, Ericales, Balsaminaceae. Bases 1 to 597 code for a protein of 198 amino acids.